Gossypium raimondii (Peruvian cotton) is the source of this 3277-nucleotide messenger RNA. RefSeq names its product vacuolar cation/proton exchanger 5. The transcript is spliced from 12 exons. Gene Ontology annotation, molecular function: calcium:proton antiporter activity. NCBI's taxonomy places the organism in Eukaryota, Viridiplantae, Streptophyta, Magnoliopsida, Malvales, Malvaceae. Gene Ontology annotation, biological process: intracellular calcium ion homeostasis; calcium ion transmembrane transport. The record is from RefSeq and is a predicted model, not a curated record. The coding region runs from base 1537 to 2871 and encodes 444 amino acids. Gene Ontology annotation, cellular component: plant-type vacuole membrane.
UUUUUAGAAAUUCGUCAAGCUGAUUUUCUUAUUAUCAAUUGAAAAGGGGUCACGAUGUGUAUGUAUGUAUAUAUAUGUAUGUAUAUAGAUACACACAGACAUAUAGCUCGAUUGAUGUGUUGCAUGUGUCACGAGAUUAAAACUUUAGUCUCGCAAUCAGUGCAGCUUUAGUCGAUUUUUUUACUUUAAAUCCGCCUAAGUCAAUCUAACUAUUGAAAAUGAGGAUUCUAAAUAGAAAUUCUCCAAGGCACCGAAAGUAAAGUAGAAGCAACUCAAAGACAAAGAAGAAUGAAUUGAACAGAAAAGUCACAAGAAAACAAUAACACAUUAAGUGUUUGAGAAAAUGCUCUCAAAGUAUUUUAUUAUUUAAGAAUGAAGUGAAGUAAUAAAUGAGAUACAAUGAGAUGAUUACAAAUAAGGGGAAAAACCUGUAUUUAUAGUUGAACUCCCUUAAAUUCAACAAAAAAGUUUAAUUUACAUUGACUGUCGAGAUUGAAGCUAAUCUACAAAUGAGAUUCUUGAAGGAUUCCCACAAUCCUCUAAGAUUACAAAUCAAAUCUUCUAAGAUUAUUUUCCAUAUUUACUUUGACAACCCUAGUUUUUCUUUAAUUGCUUUAUUGGGCUAACAAGACUCUAAGUAGAUGUGUUUUUCCACAUGUUCCACAAAUCGGAUCAGUUUAAGUGAAUCGAAUGAGCUCCAUUUAAUUAAUUGACUUCCAUAGGAUUUUAUAUAUGCAUUCGUCACGGGUUUUGAUCCGCAGCCCGUGACACAUGCAUGUCUUGCAUAUGGUGCAUAACCAGCUAUAAAUAUAGGUUAUUAAAGUGGCUGUGGAUAUUGCUCACUGGAAACUACAUUUUGUGACAAUCUAUUCAUGGAUCCAUGAAGUGGUUCCACAUAACUACGUACCACACUUGAUCAGUACUUUUGCCUUUAUAAGGGUUGAAUCAUUCAGCAAGAUAACGAUAAAGGGUGCAUAUUUUAGGAAGUGAAUUAAGUUUGAGUUUCAGUAGGAGUAACAUUAGGAAACAUGUGGCUUGCAAUUUGUGCACUUGAAACUGUAAAAUUGAGAGAAAAGAAGGCAAAAAAAAAAAAGAAAAGAAAUUUCUUACUGCGUUUAACUAGAACUAUUCUCUUUUUAUAAUUAAGCAUGCUAGCUUUUGAUUAUCGUUGUGUAGUUAAUUUAUCCCUUUAAGAUUGCAUUUCGAGUCCUAAUUUUUUUGGAUUGAAUUGUUGAACAAAGUUUAAUUGAGGAAUUAGUAACUAAAUUCGAAAGCUUGCUUUGUUGUACAACUUUUGGAUUAUCUUACAGCAUAUAAACAUGCUAUACAUACAUAUUAUAUUUCUGGUUAUUUAACUUAAAUGAUCUGACAAACACAUUGAGUCGUGUUCGAAAAUGGAAAAAAAAUUAGACAUAUAUAUACCUAUAUAUUCAUUGAUGAGAACUGAAUAAGAAACCAAGAAACUGAAGCUAGCACAUGAAUUAAGGAAGCCCUUUCUGUCAGUGGGGAUUGAGAACUAAUUUAUUUUAAUACAAGAUGAUGGAUUACAAGCUGCAAAUAUUAAGGGUGAAGUCCAAUUUUGAAGAGAUGGAAUCAGCAGAUGAAACAGGAAUUCAUGUGGUUGAUGACAUUGACGAUCCAGAAAUAAGAGAAGUUGACGCACAACAGCGACGAAUACAAGCAUUUUCUGUUGGUUUGGAGGGAGCAGGUGAUAGGAAAACUAUAGGGACUGUCAUAUAUAAGAGUAUAUACACUGUUAUUUUAUCGAAGAAGUUCAACUUGCUAAUUCCCUUUGGACCUCUAGCAAUCUUUGUCCAGAAAAAGACGAAUCAAAACGGUUGGGUCUUUAUCCUUGGCUUAUUGGGUAUAAUGCCGUUGGCUGAGCGGUUGGGCUAUACUACAGAGCAGUUGGCAUUUUACAGUGGACCUACACUUGGGGGACUUCUGAAUGCUACAUUUGGGAAUGCGACAGAACUUAUUAUAUCGAUUUAUGCGCUACGAACAGGAAGGAUUCGUGUAGUUCAGCUGUCAUUGCUUGGCUCACUUUUGUCCAACUUGUUGUUCGUUCUGGGGAUUGCAUUCUUCUCCGGUGGAAUUGUUAGAAAGGAGCAGGUUUUCAACAAGGCAACUGCUGUUGUGGAUUCGGGACUGCUGUUGAUGGCAGUGAUGGGGCUACUAUUCCCAGCAUCCCUACACAGCACAGGCACUGAAGUGCACUUAGGGGUAUCAGAGUUGGCUCUUUCAAGAGUUAGCAGUUGUGUCCUGCUUCUAGCCUAUGUUGCCUCUAUCAUUUUCCAGUUAAAGAAUAUAAAACAUCUGGAAGGAAAUCAGCAUGGAGAGAUCUUAUAUUCUGAUGACCAAGACCAAGACCAAGACGAAGAAGGAGAAGCAGCUCCUGAAAUUUCUAAAUGGGAAUCAGUGAUCUGGCUUGGAAUUACAGCAGCUGCAAUAUCUAUCCUUUCGGAGUAUCUGGUUGAUGCCAUUGAGGGAACAUCUCUUGCAUGGGGUGUACCAGUUGCUUUCAUUAGUGUUAUCUUGCUUCCAAUAGGAGGAAACACAGCAGCAGUUACUACUUCAGUCAUGUUUGCCAUGAAAGACAAACUUGAUGUGUCCUUGGGAGUGGCAAUAGGGUCAUCAACUCAGAUUUCUAUGUUUAUAAUUCCCUUCUGUGUGGUAGUUGGAUGGAUAUUUGGGCGACCUGUGGACUUGAACUUUCAACUUUUCGAGACAGCAACUCUGUUCAUGACUGUUCUAUUUGUAGCUUUCAUGAUGCAGGAAGGAACUUCUAAUUACUUCAAAGGUCUAAUGCUUCUUUUCUGCUAUGUCUUAGUGGCUGCAAGCUAUUUUGUACAUGAAGACCCUUCCUCCUGAUACAUCCUUACUAGUAAGCAAGCAGCAGGAAUUGAAGCAGUGGUAUUAUGGUAGAAUUCUGAAACCUAGAAAUACAAGAAGACAGAAGUGAAUGUUCAUUUCUAAGCAGUGGAUGCUACGUCUGAUGCAACUAUCAUUUCACUGGAGUUUACUUAGCUGGUGCUUGUUGGUUAAUAUAUAUAUAAUAAUUAAAUUUAGACUUUUAUGUGUAUAAUUAAUUUGAAAUUAAAAUAUAAUUGUACAAAAUAAAAGAUAAAAUAUUUUAUAUUUUUAAAACAAACUUCUCAUUUUCUUCUGAAAAAUUCUUCAGAUUUCUUUAAGUCCCAACUCUUUGAGGUAAAAUAUUUUUGGGUUUUUUUUUUUCCUCAUACCCCUCCACAAAUUUGCUUAAAGUACUUUCUCCCCC